This is a messenger RNA of Ilyonectria robusta, 758 nucleotides long. Its product is annotated as tryptophan synthase beta subunit-like PLP-dependent enzyme. The coding region runs from base 150 to 659 and encodes 169 amino acids. The record is from RefSeq and is a predicted model, not a curated record. Gene Ontology annotation, biological process: L-cysteine biosynthetic process. NCBI's taxonomy places the organism in Eukaryota, Fungi, Ascomycota, Sordariomycetes, Hypocreales, Nectriaceae. Gene Ontology annotation, cellular component: cytoplasm. The transcript has a single exon.
CUAGCCCCUCUUGCCAUGGCUGUUUUGGCCCUUUGACUCACACUGUGGUGAGGAAUAGGUAUUGUGGUAACAAAUUCCCUCCUGUAUUCAACUACUCUGCGAUUUCAACUGCUGCAAACUCGCUCACGCAUCCGUAUUCGGUAUUCACCAUGUCAUCAUCCAGCCCUCGCCUCCCAGUAUCAUCGGUCCUCGACACAAUCGGCAACACGCCCGUCGUACAACUCAAACGUGUCGUGCCUGAGAACAGCGCCGAUGUCUUCAUCAAGCUCGAGUACUUGAACCCGACGGGCUCUUACAAAGACCGCAUGGCGAAGUCCAUGAUCGAGCAGGCCGAGCUUCGGGGCGACCUCAAGCCCAACACGACGAUCGUCGAGGCCACCGGCGGCAGCACCGGCUCGUCCUUGGCCUUUAUCUGCGCCGUCAAGGGAUACAAGUUCUUGGCGCUGUCAUCCAAUGCCUAUGCGAACGAGAAAUUGCGGACUAUGACUGCCUUUGGAGCGAGCCUCGAUAUCACGCACAGCCCUUCGGGAAAGGCCACGGCGGAUUUGAUGACAUCCAUGAAGAACCGCGCCGCUGAUCUUGGGUACGGCAAGGACUAUCUCUAUACGAACCAGUUCAGCAACCGUGAUGCGCUCAUCGGAUACGCCGAGAUCGGCUGAGAGCUGGUCGAGCAGUUUCCCGACGGUUUCGACGCCUUUUGCGGUGCGUUCGGCACAGCGGGCAUGGUAAUGGGCGUGUUCAGCAUAGUAAAGCUCACG